AACAGUUAAGUGUAUCAUCACAAAUUCAGUUAUGUUCAAAAAUAUAACGCCGGAGAAAGCAAUCGCGUUCACGCGAUAUAGCGUGGCAUUGACAUGCUGCUGGCCACUUUUCUCGCAUGCAACGAUGUUUCAACUGAUCCGCUUCAGGAUCUCGAGAUCUGCGGUGCUCCUCAACGCGUUCCUUCUCUUCCUGCCGUUAAUAUAUUCUUUAUACAUCAACUACGUGCAUAACGAUCACGUUGGUUUCUCCAAAUCCAUAUGCCUCUUCCUAGCCGUUUCGCAGGUCCUCUUGAACACGUUCGUCUGUAUCGUUCAACAGGAUCGCUUUUGGGAGCUGAUCGUUGAGAUGAAAAAGUGUUGCAAGGAAGCCAAGCCGUAUGAAAGACAGGUUUAUCAAACGUACGUUGAUAAAUACUCCACGUUCUAUGGGGUGUCUGCGAUAUGGUUCUACCUCACAGCGUCCAUCAUAGCGAUUGGAACGUUGUUCAUUCCCCAGCCUUUGCCAACAAACGCUGAAUACCCGUUUCCCGUUGAUUAUCAACCCCUCAAAGGCAUCCUAUUCCUCCAUCAGUCGUUCCUUGGCUUUCAAUGCUCCGCGCACGUGUGCAUCAACAUGUUUUGCGCUUUGCUGAUGUUGUUCGCGGCGGCUCGUUUCGAGAUCUUGAAGGUGGAACUGCGAGAAGUGAAGAAUUUCAACGAAUUGGUUGAUUGCGUUAAAAAGUAUUACAUUGCGAGAAGAUACGCGAAGAAAGUGUCGAGUGCUUCUCGGUUUAUAGCUUUGAAUACGGUGAUGAUGUGCGGCACGGUGCUUGUGUUCUGCGGUGUUAAUUUCAUUGAACGACAGUCAUCUACUGUGAUAAUUCAAUUUAUGUCUUUGGCUGGGACUGGGCUGAUCGAAGUUUUCAUGGUCGCCUGGCCAGCUGAUCACCUGUUGGAUUUGAGCGAAAAUUCUAUGCGAGGUAUAUACGAAUCACGAUGGUAUCUACAAUCAACGAGUAUGCAGAAACAUAUGCUGAUCAUGUUGUUACCUCAGGCACCAGUGGGCAUUAAAAUCCUGUACAUUAUCCCAACUUUGUCACUGAAUUACUACUGCUCGUUCGUCUCAAACGUGAUAUCUCUGUUCACUGUUUUAAGAGCAACGAUACAAAAAGAUGAUACAUAA
Messenger RNA from Osmia bicornis bicornis, 1162 nucleotides. RefSeq lists its product as uncharacterized. Gene Ontology annotation, biological process: sensory perception of smell; detection of chemical stimulus involved in sensory perception of smell. Gene Ontology annotation, cellular component: plasma membrane. Lineage: Eukaryota; Metazoa; Arthropoda; Insecta; Hymenoptera; Megachilidae. The record is from RefSeq and is a predicted model, not a curated record. Gene Ontology annotation, molecular function: odorant binding; olfactory receptor activity. The transcript is spliced from 6 exons. The coding region runs from base 32 to 1162 and encodes 376 amino acids.